UUUAAUUUUAGUUGAUAAUGCAUCUUGUAAUUAUAAUUCAAACAGUAUUUUACCGACUUCUAAUUCUAAUAAUAAUAGUUAUAAAGAAGAAACUGAAUUAGCAGAAACAUCUGUAUUUAGAAUUAGUAACAUAUGA
Messenger RNA from Cetraspora pellucida, 136 nucleotides. The record is from the annotation of a GenBank genome assembly. NCBI's taxonomy places the organism in Eukaryota, Fungi, Glomeromycota, Glomeromycetes, Diversisporales, Gigasporaceae.